Pisolithus orientalis is the source of this 1593-nucleotide messenger RNA. RefSeq lists its product as uncharacterized. The record is from RefSeq and is a predicted model, not a curated record. Bases 27 to 1121 code for a protein of 364 amino acids. Gene Ontology annotation, cellular component: U2-type catalytic step 2 spliceosome; U2-type catalytic step 1 spliceosome; Prp19 complex. Lineage: Eukaryota; Fungi; Basidiomycota; Agaricomycetes; Boletales; Pisolithaceae. Gene Ontology annotation, molecular function: metal ion binding; U6 snRNA binding; pre-mRNA binding. The transcript is spliced from 4 exons.
CUAGAUUGUGUACAGUGGUCGCAAUCAUGAGCACGAAUGAAACCUCGACGGUGACGAUCGCCAAACCGAAACCGACGAAGAAGCCCCUGAAGCCAGCACGGAAACAGGUUAAACCUGGUGAGGUCGAGAGAAAGGAGACACCACAGACCGGGAAGGAGUACAACAUUUGGUACAAUAAAUGGGCUGGUGGUGAUCGCGAGGAUAACUACUCCAACAAAGUCAAGUCGCAGACGCGAUGUAACAUCAAGAAGGACAGCGGCCUCACUAGAGCAAACACUACCGGGAAUAAAUACUGCUGUCUCUUUUUCUCUCGUGGGUGCUGUCCGUAUGGCUGGGAGUGCAACUAUUUGCACACACUGCCGGACCCCGACAACGCUUUGCCUGAUAGUUCGAAGGAUUGUUUCGCACGAGAGAAGUUUGCAGACUACCGGGACGAUAUGGGUGGUGUUGGCAGUUUCAACCGGCAAAACCGCACCUUGUACAUUGGCCGGAUCAAAGAGACAGGACCUGGCCCUGAAACGGAGGAGAUAGUGAUUCGACACUUCAAAGAGUGGGGGGAGAUUGAAAAGAUACGUGUCCUGCAGUACCGGAGCGUCGCUUUCGUGACAUACAAGUCCGAGUUGCACGCUCAGUUUGCCAAGGAGGCCAUGGCGUGCCAAUCCUUGGACAAUGAUGAAAUCUUGAAUGUGAGAUGGGCGACAGAAGAUCCCAAUCCUGUAUCGAAGGAACAGGAGAAACGAUGGUUGGAGGAGCAAGGCCAGGAGGCCGUCAAGGCGCGCAUGGAUCCCCGUAUAGUUCAGGCGAUGCGGGCUGUCAGAGCCCUCGAAGAGGGAGAUACGCUAGAUGACGAAGGCGAGGUUGUGGAGGCACACGGCGAGGUUUUCGAAGACGGGCCCAUGGUUAAACGGAGAAGACUAGACUUUACGCCACCAGAUGUGCAACCUUCCGAAUCCCCGAAACCUCAAGGCCUUCUCUCCGCUGAUACCUUGGAGGGCUUGAAAUAUUUUGCUGAAAUAAAACGACAACAUGGUAGCAACACAUCCGCGCCGAUCAAUUCGCGGCCAAAUCGAAGCACCACGGGACUGGGGCUAGCUGAGUAUGGAAGUGAAGACGAGGACUAACAGUGAGCGUAUCAUGAUGUGGUAACACUAUUAUCACAUAAGGGUUGUGAAUGUGCAUAGGUGACAUGAUGGCAAUGGAGUGCGGAUGUGUCCGUCCCUGAUGGGAGAGAACAGCGACCGUGAUGGGGCACGGAUACGGAGCUGCAGCCGUGGCUUGUUGGCAACAAGCCAAUCGCCCAACCAUCAUUGACCUGCGUGCCGUAAUGGGUGGGUCCACUCGGUCUUUGACCCGUUGUUUACAAAUCCGUGGUUGGCCUAUCUAUUUACGGGGAGUCGUUGGCAGGCUCUGACAAAUGCGGGAAUGCACGUUGGAAACGCGUGUUUAGCUGGCCAACGCCCACGCCCAAGUGGUAUGACCGACGAGUGGGUUAUGAGAAAAAUUCUUUUCUGGCCUGGAAAGCCUCUUCGACAGGCUCCAAAGCAUGCGUCGGCGAUACAGCGACACUUCAUGCAGAGCCACCGAUCACCAGUG